Messenger RNA from Artibeus jamaicensis (Jamaican fruit-eating bat), 4658 nucleotides. Its product is annotated as ATPase PAAT-like. Bases 263 to 1618 code for a protein of 451 amino acids. The record is from RefSeq and is a predicted model, not a curated record. The transcript is spliced from 6 exons. NCBI's taxonomy places the organism in Eukaryota, Metazoa, Chordata, Mammalia, Chiroptera, Phyllostomidae.
UCUGAGCACAGCUCCCCCGGUGAGAGAAGGUGCUGUUAGUGCGCAUGCUCCCCUCACGGGGGUCUCCCGGCAAGUUUUGAAUCCAGUUUCUCAACGGGACCGCCUCGCGCAUGCGUUUAUACCGCACUGGGUUCUCUCCCAGCAGGAGCAAGAGGCUUCACGAGCCGGAAGUUGCUCGGCUUUAUCAGUUCCCCUCCGCCCAGGCAGAAGCUCAAGCUCCGGGACAAAGGUUCCGGGGCUGUCCUGGCCUGCAGGUGGCCCAAUGGAGACCGAGGCUGAGGAUGGGCUGUGGAUCCGCCGCCCCUCGCUGGCCUCUUCCUGGGAUGCCACAGGCGGGGGCCUGGACCAGAGCCUCCUUGUCACCGGAGCUGGUGUCGGAGCGCAGGAAUUGGAGUGGGAUGAGCUGCUGGCGCCGCCUGCCCCAGGCCAGGAUCCGGUGAUUUUGGAAAGGAGCCGGAACAGCCCAGAGGAAACUCCCUGCUUCCUAUACCUGGGCUGUGACCCUGAGGGAGGUGAAGAAAUGGUUUCUGUUGGCAUUUUAAGUUCGGCGAGAAAUAUGGAGGUGUAUGUAGGAGAGGAGUACAGUGGAACCAGUCGGGGCAAGACUGUUCGUGAUGUUCUGGAGAAGAGUGAACCUGAAAUUAUUUUCUAUAAAAAGUACUUAAAAUUGGAGUCUCCCAGUCUUGCUUGUAAAAUCAAGUUGCUCUCCUUUGGUGAAAAGCAGCGUGUGUUCAUCAGCAAAGUCGUAGUGCACGUGAGACCGGCCUCAGCACGUCCUUCCGCACGCUCUCCCGUGGUGGCCGCAGGGGUGGACCUGCAGCGGGUCCAGACCAUCGUGCGCUCCAUGGGGUCCACGCUGUCGCCUGGGGCUCAGCAGCUGAUGAGCAUGGUCAGCUUCCAGCAGCAGAAUUGCGUUUCCAUCGGAGAGCAGCUCCAGUCGGUUUUGGGAAAGACUGUGCUCACUCGAGUGAUGGGCCUGCAGGCGUCGUCCCCGUCGGCAGUCUGGGACAGGUCACCCUCCACACCUUGUCCUUUCAGAGCUGGGCUGAGUCCUGGCCACGUGACUGGCGACUCAGAAGCUCACACUGACAGAAGGACCCGGGCACCCGCUGGAGGGAACAGGACAAACCUCGGAGAGUGUCCAGUCAUGCCAGCAAACUGUUCUCUUCCUGGCGGUGACCUUACAAACGCGGUGUCUUCUUUCCUACCGAAGAAAGCAAGUGACCACUCAGGUACACCGGACUCUGAGCUGCUGCCUCUUCUGCAGAAUCUGUGCGGUCAAGUUAAUGGGCUCCGUGUGGGCCAUAAGGCAGGGCGGCCGGGCACCAUCGCCAAGCCCAGUGACGGCAUCACUGGUGUGGGAAUGGGCGAGCAGCCUGUUUGCGCCUACUUGGAAAAGAUUCUUUCUAAAAAUGUGGACCUGAUGGAAAAGAAACUCAUGGACCACAUUGACCAGCGGAUCCGUGCCCUCCAGGAGCACGUGGAUGAGAAGAUCGCUUCGCUGGUGGACUUGCUGCAGAAUCCCCGCUCCCCACCCACCUCCCCACCCACCACCGGGACGCCUCUGCAGCACUGCGACUCCGAUUCUGGGGAAGGGCUUUCAAACGGAGAAAGAUGAGUGCUCCCCAUGCACAGCGGACUGCAGACUUUUACCACAUAUUUAUUACAGAGCGCAACCCAAACAGCUCAGAGCAAGUAUCUGAUGUCAUCUCAGGUUUAUCAUCUUACUUAUGUAAGUGACCUGGAGGCUCAUUUGAACUGAACUUCUUGUAAAUCCGGAACUGUGCACUAUGAGUGAACCUGAUUGGGCCGUAAGUUAUAUUUUAAAUAUAUUUUAUUGAUUAUUCUAUUACAGUUGUCCCAUUCACCCCACUCCUCUUCCCUGUCGAUAACCCUCCAUGUGAUCUCCAUUUUUGUGAUGCUGUUCCUGUUCUAGUUGUUUGCUUAGUUUGUUUUUGUUUUUGUUUUAAGUUCAGUUGUUGAUAAUUGUGAGUUUCUUGUCAUUUUACUGUUCAUAUUUCUUAUCUUCUUUUUUUAGAUAAGUCCCUUUAACACUUCAUAUAAUAAGGGCUUGGUGAGGAUGAACUCCUUCAACUUGACCUUAUCUAAGAAGCACAUUAUCUGCCCUUCCAUUCUAAAUGAAAGCUUUGCUGUUUGGAGUAAUCUUUGUUGUAGGUCCUUGCAUUUCAUGACUUGGAAUACUUUUUUCCAAUUACUUCUUGCCUGUAAGGUUUCUUUGGAGAAAUCAGCUGAUAGUCUGAUGGGAACUCCUUUAUAGGUAACUGUCUCCUUUUCUGCUGCUUUUAAGAUUUUCUCCUUAUCUUUAAUCUUGGGUAAUAUGAUUAUGAUGUGCCUUGGCAUGUGCUUUCUUGGGUCCAACUUCUUUGGGACUCUCUGGGCUUCCUGGACUUCCUGGACUUCCUGAAAAUCUUACUUCCUUUGCCAGACUGGGGAAGUUCUCCUUCAUUAUGUUUUCAAAUAAGUUUUCAAUUUCUUACUCUUCCUCUUCUCCUUCCUCUAAGGUUGGAAUGUUGGAAUGUUUAGAGUUGUCCCAGAGGUUCCUAAGCCUCUCCUUAUGUUUUCGAAUACCUGUUUCUUCCUCCUGCUCUGGUUGAAUGUUCAUUUCUUCCUUCUCUAAACCGUUGAUUUGAAUCCCAGUUUCUUUUCCAUCACUAUUGGUUCCCUGUACGUUUUCCUUUAUUUCACUUUUCACAGCCUUCACUUUUUCCACUGUUUUGCAACCAUACUCAACCAUUUCUGUGAGCAUCCUGAUUACCAGUAUUUUGAACUGUGCAUCUGAUAGGCUGGCUUUCUCUUCAUCACUUAGUUGUAUUUUUUCUGGAGCUUCGAUCUGUUCUUUCAUUUGGGCCAUACUUUUUUUGCUGCACCUGUUACUUAGUAAGGGGCAGGGCCUUAGGAAUUCACGAGGGUGGGGCAACCCACGUAGCUGCGUUGUGGUGCUGUAUGUGGGGGAGGAGUAAGAGAGGGAACAGUGGCACUUGCUCAGAUCUCAGCCAACUCUCAGUUACUUUCCCCACUACCCACAAGCUAAUUAGACCCUUCUGGUGCUGAUUCCUGUGUGGGUGAGCUUCUACGACUCUGUGGGUCUCUCCAGCAAACUCUCCUGUAAGUCUGGGAGUUUCUCGUGCAUCCUGAACCCCCACAGGUUUUUUCAGUUAGAGGUUUUGAGGAUUUAUUUCCCAGCGCUGGAAGCCUGGGUUACGUGGUCUGUCUCACUCCCCAGUUGUUCCUCCCAGUUUAUCUGCACGGAAGUGUGGGACUGCCUGCUCCGCCAGCUGCCGCCUCGCCAGCCCCAGUCCUCUAGCCACCACCUUGCCGUGAGUCCUCUCUGUCCCGGCUGCCUGCUCCACCCCUCCUACCAGUCUGGAUGAAUGUCUCCUCUUUAACUCCUUGGGUGUCAGACAUCCAUGCACCUCAAUUUUCUGUCACUUCUGGUUGUUGUUUGUUUUUAGAUUUGUUACUGUCUUUCUUUGGUUGUGUGCAAGGAGGCAGAGUGUAUCUACCUGUGCCUCCAUCUUGGCUGGAAGUCCCAGGUCAUAAGUUAUUUUGUUUGCAAAUGGUUUACUCUUACAGAAAUGUAUGCAUACUUCUGUGUUGUUUAAGUGUUUAAUUUUUUUAAGGAUUUCUAAAGCAAUGUGUUUGAUAGAAGUAUGUUUUAUUUAUAAAAAACCUUACUUCAUAGGACUGGAAGUAUGAAAAAUAAUGCUCGGAGUAUUUGAUAAUUUUUUUUCCUAAUUGUGCUCGAAAAAUUGGAUACUGAAGACUUGGAACCUUUAACAUUAAGGUUUGUGCCGUUCAUCUGGGAUAGUAAGACGCGGUGUUUGGCACCUCCGCACACACACCGGGACGCUGCAGUGUUUGCCUCAGCAACGUGCAGCAGGAGACAGGAAAGAAGUGUCAGACCCAGCCUGCUGCUUGCGAGGAUCCUAACUUUAGAUUUACUGUUGAAUGUAAAGCAAGGGAAGUUGCCUCGUUUUGUGUCAGUCAACCCAGAAAGCGUAAGGAGCUCUCCUUUCCCGAGCCGAUCGAUGCAGUUGCUCGCUCCCGAGCCCUGUCCGGGGACGCAGCCGCACGGAGGGGUGAGGCACGUGACCCGGGGAGGCGGCCAUCGCUGUGGGCUUAAUUUUCAGAAACUGUAACUAUUGCCUGGGUGCCAAAGGGUGAUGUGUUUGUACCUAAAAAGUAAAUAUGUCCAUUUUGGAUACUACUUAGCUUAAGUUAAUAGAAUUGCCUUAUUUCCAGUGACCCUUUCUUAUUUGUGUACACCUUACUCAGUUUUGUGAUACUGCACAGGAACACGGAACACAGGACGCAUUGCUACCACAGCCAGUGAGGGUUUGCACGUUCCUUUUUCUAGUCUUUUCUAGUUUGUGGGACAUUCACAGCAUUUAUAGCUACAAGAUUGUAUUUCCGUCCUGGCUGGUGUGGCUCAGUGGGUUGAGUGCCGACCUGUGAACCAAAGGGUCGCUAGUUUGAUUCCCAGUCAGGGCACAUGUGUGGGUUGCAGGCUGGGUCCCCGGUUGGGGGCGCGUGAGUGUCAACCACACAUUGAUGUUUCUCUCCCUUUCUCCCCCUUUCCCCUCGCUCUAUAAAUAAAUAAAUAAAAUCUUUAAAGUAAAUAAACACUUUAACAACUA